Molecule: messenger RNA, 3017 nt
Organism: Lentinula edodes (shiitake mushroom)
Lineage: Eukaryota; Fungi; Basidiomycota; Agaricomycetes; Agaricales; Omphalotaceae
Product: fungal-specific transcription factor domain-containing protein
Exons: 12
Coding region: 231-2774 (847 amino acids)
Biological process (GO): regulation of DNA-templated transcription; DNA-templated transcription
Cellular component (GO): nucleus
Molecular function (GO): DNA binding; DNA-binding transcription factor activity, RNA polymerase II-specific; zinc ion binding
Source: RefSeq, a predicted model, not a curated record
CCGCUGUUGUUCGAGGUCAACGACAUCUGGAGUGACUUUGGUAUGGGUGUCUGUGCUUUAGUCGUAUUGUUUUCUGCGUUGCUGCUGGGAAUGUCUGGAAUUGGGGAGCAGCUUUUGCGGAGGGUGGAGCUUAUACUAUAGAUACACUCUUAAGACUGUUCAUUAGCUCUGAAAAUACUAUCGUAGGUACUAUCAGCAGGUACUUAGGACUUGGAACUAAUGUUUCAGUAAUGGGAAAAUGUGUGCCACCGGCUAUGUUGAAUGGCCGUGCCUGCCUUUUUCUUUGCCUUCAUCUCGUCCAUUUCACUAGCGGCGGAAUGCUCGAUCCUUCGUCGACGGCCCCUCCCCCGGAUCAACUUUUACAACCUCCACCGAAGCAAAAAAGGUCGAGUGUAGCUUGCAGGCGAUGUCGAAGGCUUAGAGCCAAAUGCGUGAAGGAGGAGAGAGAUGGGGGCCUUUGUAGAGGUUGUAUUGAUGCUGGAGUGCCAAAUGAGUGCGAGUUCUUACCUCGAGGCAUGAGCGCCAUCGACAGGGCACCUCGCCCGGCUCAACGUCGCAAGCGACAGCGACGAGACAUUUCUGCUGAUCACGUUCCACCUUUCCCUCAAGUCCACGCUGUCGUUAAUGGCAUCUGCUCUUGUUGUCAACAAACAGUCCCUUCGACAUUGGGAUCAAUCCCUAAUGACCAGCCAAUCUCGCCUGUUGCACACGAGGACCUUCUACCUCCUCAAGAUGGACUCGUCGAUGCCUGCGAGUGGUUUUUCACUACAUACUUUCAACUUGGUUUCCUUCACAAGCCAACGUUCAUGCAUACACUGAUCACUGCCCCGCAAUCUAUCAGCACAUUUCUUCUUCUCUCUAUGCUCUCCAUCUCAGCACGAUUUUCCCCCCGGUUGAUUGAACGGUACGGAUCCGGAGCCGCUGCCGCUGAUGUCUUUGCUCGUCAAGCUCAGAAGCUCGCUGGCGAGGAGCUGGCCGGAGCUGCGACACUCGACAGAGCACAAGCGUUCUUUUUGUGUAGUAUCUGGAAUUGGGGUAGUGGGUACCGAGAUCGUUCUUGGAUUUAUCUGGGAGUUGCUGCUCGCAUGGCAUCCAUCCUCAAGCUAUCUCAAGAAUCAUCUUAUAAUUUGGGUCCCGAUGCAAGUGUAGAAGCAGUAAUUAGUGCCGAAGUAUCUCGUCGAACCUGGUGGGUGAUCUUCAUGAGCGACAAUCUUCUGAGCUCGGGCUGCGGCCGGCCAGUUGCUUUUGAUCUGGACCAGGUUACUAUACCCCUACCUUUGGACGAAGAUUAUUUCUCUUUUGGGUACCAAGGCCCUGCUACCGUUCUCCCUGGCACCAACGCCGAAGCGAGGCCGCGUUCAUUACAUCAAGCUCCCUUCAAUGCACCCCAGAUUGAUCCCCAGUUGCAGUCCCAGUCGCACCCACCCUCGCCAGGAUCCCCAGCUAACCCGAAUCUUAAUGAACCUUGCGAGCGUUCCUUGUAUGGUAAUCUUAUCACAAUAGCAGAAAUAUGGGCACGAGUGGCUAGGAGUGCACUGGUGCGGUCACAACCACCCGGUACUCCUGCGCCUCCCUCCGCCAAUCUUGCACCUUGGCAUCCAGAAAGUGAUUAUAUAAUCAUCAAGGAACUCGAGGCUUGGGAAGCAUCUCUCGGUCCUCGCCAAACCUGGAGUAUGAGCAAUCUCUUGGCAUAUCAGUCAAAGAACUUAGAUAUGGGUUUUAGGGGAAUCUUCCUCUUCAUGCACCUUGCCCACAUCGUCAUGAGGCGGUCUUAUCUCCCUAUGUUGGCGCAUGAUGUGCAAAACGGCCAGUCUUCCUCUAUUCGAACUGCCUUUAAUGAUGGCCAGUCUCAACCUCCCCCGGCACAUUUCUGGGAAACGAUGGUGCAUGACAUGUUUGCACAUGCGUUCAAAGCUAUUGAACUUGUGAAAAGCUGGGUACCCACCAGACCUUUUUCGAGAGGGUGUACGCCGAUGAUGGGAUUUUCACUAUUCAUGGCUGGGUCUGUGUUGGCGUACCUGAGAAAAUGGAAAUGGCUUUGUCUAAGUCUGUAUCCCUACACUGAAGCUGCAAUACAGAAUGCACUUGAUAUGAUUGCAGACAUAGCUGUUAUAUGGCCGCAAAUGGGCUCGCAAUGGCAUACAGCCCUGACUAAAACAGCUGCAGAGUUAGGACCUCCUGAUUCGAUGUCGCUCGACGGACAACGCAACCGCGGAGUUGAAGGGCUCGGACGAGCAGCAGAAGAAGACCUCAUCGCAGAUCAAAGAGAAGGAAUGUACAGGCACAAAAGUAUGGAGGCAUUUGAAGAAAAGGCUAAGCAACAGCAGGAGCAAAGCUCGCCCGUUACACCUGCCUCCGAUCUCAGUGGCUUACUAAAUCGUCGAGACGUGGAGCUCCCUCCUACCGGCGCCAGUCGGACCCGUUCUGAAUCCACCUCAUCCGUUCAAAACACCAAACAAACUCACGAUACCCAUAUGCUAUACUCCCUUGCAACCGCUGCCAGUAUGGAUCAAAAAAUGGAACCAGGUAGUAGCUUGCCACAACCUCCUAUACCUUCUCCAACUUCCGCCUCUACUCCAGCACCGAAUGGGUACCAUCCCGGACAUCCAGCACAAGGUAUUAAUGUUCUUCCACCGACAUACCUCCCUACCAGCGAAAAUGGACCAAAUUCCGUGCCAAUGGACUGGAAUAAUUUUCAAACCGAUAUCGCCACGUUGUUACAGAACGAUCUAAGCAACCACUUGGAGCAAGGCGGGAAUGGUUGGGCUUUUUGAGUGGCCUUAAUAGCGAAGAUGGAAAUGUGACAGAAUGAUUUGAGCAAACACUUGGAGCAAGGCUGGAAUAGCUGGGCAUUUUGAACGGCUUUGGAUAGUUGAGCUGCAGGAUCCAUAUGUGGAUUCAAAUAAAUUAAAGUAACUUUAAGCCCUAGUCGUUCAUUAUGUUCGACUUCGUUGCUCUGACUUUUCUCUUGUAAUCCUGUUCUUGUACCUGGCACUCCAUGUAUGACGUAUCGUACC